Tachyglossus aculeatus (Australian echidna) is the source of this 5070-nucleotide messenger RNA. It is a transcript of the gene RASA2, whose product is annotated as RAS p21 protein activator 2. NCBI's taxonomy places the organism in Eukaryota, Metazoa, Chordata, Mammalia, Monotremata, Tachyglossidae. The transcript has 24 exons. Gene Ontology annotation, biological process: intracellular signal transduction; regulation of GTPase activity. Bases 106 to 2496 code for a protein of 796 amino acids. The record is from RefSeq and is a predicted model, not a curated record.
CAGGACAGCGACGAGGCAGCCGGCCGGGACGUCCGAGUGCUGCAGAGCCUCCGCGGAAAGAUCUGCGAAGCCAAAAACCUGUUGCCAUAUCCCGGACCCAACAAAAUGAGGGAUUGUUUCUGCACCGUAAAUUUGGACCAGGAAGAAGUUUUUCGUACUCAAGUUGUUGAGAAGUCACUAAGCCCAUUUUACAGUGAAGAAUUUUACUUUGAGAUUCCAAGAAAGUUCCAGUAUUUAUCCUUCUAUAUUUAUGAUAAGAGUGUUUUACAGAGAGAUCUUCGAAUAGGAAAAGUAACCAUCAAGAAAGAAGAUUUGUGCAACCAUACUGGUAAAGAAACUUGGUAUUCACUCCAACCCAUUGAUUCCAAUUCAGAAGUUCAGGGUAAAGUUCACCUCGAGCUGAAACUGAACGAACUGAUAACAGACAAUGGAUCUGUAUGCCAGCAGCUUGUAGUACACAUAAAGGCGUGCCAUGGAUUGCCUCUUAUAAAUGGACAAAGCUGCGACUCAUAUGCAACGGUCUCUCUUGUGGGCCCUUCUAGGAAUGACCAAAAGAAGACCAAAGUAAAGAAGAAAACAAGCAAUCCUCAGUUCAACGAAAUCUUUUAUUUUGAGGUCACCAGAUCCAGUAGCUACACCAAGAAAUCCCAAUUUCAGGUAGAAGAAGAAGAUAUCGAAAAGCUAGAAAUAAGGGUCGACUUGUGGAACAAUGGAAACCUGGUCCAGGACAUUUUUCUAGGGGAGAUUAAGGUUCCUGUGAAGGUACUAAGGAAUGAUUCCUCUCAUCAAGCCUGGUACUUACUACAGCCAAAAGACAAUGGGAGCAAGUCUUCUAAAACUGAUGACCUGGGGUCACUCAGGUUAAAUGUUUGCUAUACAGAAGACAGUGUGCUUCCUUCUGAGUACUAUAAUCCUUUGAGAAAUUUGCUGCUAAAAUCACCAGAUGUACAGCCCAUAUCGGCUUCAGCUGCCUACAUUUUGGGUGAAGUUUGUCGAGAUAAAUAUGAUGCUGUUUUGCCCCUCGUCCGAUUGCUGCUGCACCACAAUAAACUUGUUCCUUUUGCCACCGCAGUGGCUGAAUUAGACUUGAAGAAUACACAAGAAGCAAAUACGAUUUUUAGAGGCAAUUCUUUGGCCACCCGAUGCCUAGAUGAGAUGAUGAAAAUAGUGGGAAGGCACUACCUGAAAGUAACUCUGAAACCUACCCUGGAUGAGAUAUGUGAAUCCUCUAAAUCCUGUGAAAUUGACCCCAUCAAAUUGAAAGAUGGGGAUAAUGUAGAAAACAAUAAGGAGAAUCUACGCUACUAUGUAGACAAAGUGUUCAGUACGAUUGUACAGUCAAGCAUGAGCUGUCCCACCGUUAUGUGCGAUGUGUUUUAUUCUCUGAGGCAUAUGGCUGCCCAAAAAUUUCCUAACGACCCUCAUGUACAGUAUUCUGCAGUGAGCAGCUUUGUGUUUCUUCGUUUCUUUGCUGUAGCCGUAGUAUCACCCCAUACUUUUCAUUUACGGCCUCAUCACCCAGAUGCACAGACGGUUAGAACAUUGACGCUCAUCUCGAAAACCAUCCAGACUCUGGGAAGCUGGGGGAGUCUGUCCAAAAGCAAGUCAAGUUUCAAAGAGACAUUCAUGUGUGAGUUUUUCAAAAUGUUCCAAGAAGAAAAAUACAUUGAAGCAGUGAAAAAGUUCCUAGACGAAAUAUCAUCUACUGAAAGUAAAGAGCCCAGUGGUUUGACUGAGGCAGUGCAUCUGAAAGAAGGGGACAUGUACAAAAGGGCCCAAGGAAGGAAUCGGAUCGGAAAAAAGAAUUUCAAGAAACGUUGGUUCUGCCUGACCAGCAGGGAGCUCACUUACCACAAACAACAAGGCAAAGACGCAAUUUACAGCAUUCUGGUCAGAAACAUCCUGGCAGUGGAAAAGCUGGAGGAGAGCUCUUUUAACAAGAAAAACAUGUUCCAAGUGAUCCACAUGGAGAAGCCAAACCUCGAGAAGCCUCUGUAUGUCCAGGCCAAUAACUGUGUGGAGGCCAGCGAGUGGAUAGAAAUUCUCUGCCGAGUGAGCCGGUGCAACCAUAAACGACUGAGUGCUUAUCACCCCUCUGCGUACCUGAACGGAAAUUGGCUUUGCUGCAAGGCCACAAGUGAAAGCACAUUGGGCUGUACACCAUGUACUGCGAGUGUUCCUGCUGACGUCCAAAUCGACAUCGAUGAAGAUAGAGAAACGGAGAGGAUUUACUCGCUUUUUACCCUCAACAUGUCUAAAUUUCAGAAGAUGGAAGAGGCCUGCGGAAGCAUCGCCGUAUACCAAGGACCUCAGAAGGACGCCGAUGACUAUUCUCACUUCAUUAUUGAGGACUCGGUAGCAACAUUCAAAACACUCCAGCAAAUCAAGGCUAUCCUGGAAAAGCUGAGUGAACCUCACGAAAAGUACCGCAAGAAGAGAUCGACGAGUGCCAGAUACGGCAGUGAGGAAAACCCCAUCGUCGGCAAAGUAUCUUAACCGAGCGGAAACACCCAGCUGACUCGGAAGGAACUGGAAACGCUGUUUUUAUUGUUUUUCUCUUCAUACCCUCCACUGUCCCAAGUAUUUAAGAAAGAACGUUAGCUGCAGGGCUAGCUGAGCUCCCGUGUAUUUAAUAUUUAAUCAGGGAUGCCAUCUGUUCGGGAAGCCCGAGUCCUCAUACCCCCAAACCGGCCUGCACACGGAGAGUCUGAAGUUCCCGGGCUCCUCCUUCCAAGAGCGUUCAAAGGCCAUGCUGGUGUUUCUGUGACCGCUUCCUGUGAGAAGGUGACCAUCUUCAAAAGCGAGCUUUGCCACCGAAGAGCAGAGCCCUCCGAAGCUAACAGCCGUGGCUUCCUCUUGCCCUCCGACGGCUCGGGGCCUGCGGCCAUCUCCCCCCACCCCAACCCCCCCCCACCCCAUCUCCGCCGACCCCCUCAGCAGCAACCAUGACCCGAGGAAACUCAGUGCGGGUUGGGACACUCCAGCCGAGCCGGAGAGGAGAGCGGAGACUAGCGUGUCUUCGUGACGGAAUCGAGGAAUCCCACUGGGCACGUCCCAUUUGUUUCCAGCAGGAAUGAGCACCAGUGGAAGUCGGGAAGACCACUAGGUCACUUUUCUUCUUUUCAAUGUGUCAGGUACUAGCUUUUCUCGAAUAGGAAGUUCAGGUCGGCAUCACUUCCAGAGACCCAGAGAAGUCUUCAUUUUUUUUAUUUUUUUUUUUCCCUCCUGCCAACAUGGAGAAGGGAUCGCUGGAAAGCUGGUGGCCAGGGACAGCUUCACUUCGCGUAGUUCCACCGGCCGAGCCUUGGGAAGGAACGGGGUCCUUCCGGGCCGGCCCUGCUCGCCACAGAUCUCAGGUGCUGAGACCGGGCCCCUCCUCAGCCUCCCUCAGAGCACUUUAGAAACCUGGCCUGCCCCCAGGUUGGACUGUAGAUACCUCUCGGCGGAUCUCGCCUUCUCGACGAUCAGUUGAAUGAUCGGUGUUUUUAGUCUUAAGCAGUGCUUUGUUGAGAAUGUUUUUACCUCCCCGACGUACCUUUGUCACUCGCUCGGCUAAAGGGAGCUUGGGAUGGUUGAAGGUUGAAUCCGGAGCUUCUCAUGGGUCCCUCUGACCCUGGUACCCCAGAAGCAGCCGAUCGGCCCCCCUGGAGCGGAGGGCCGGGCCUCGCAUCCACAGUGUUACAGACCACCGUGUUCCUGGCUGGCGGAGAAAAAGCUCACACCGGGAAGCAGGGGGCUCUUUCGGACAGCGACUUCUUGACCGUAUGCGUUUCCCCUUCCCCCGUACAGUGUGGUCUAAGGAGGGGCUGACCACGCCCGCCCAGGUCCCCACUUUCUCCCCUCAAAAAUAAGCUGCAAUUCCAAACAUGCUUUGACAAUUGUUAAAGAAACCCCCUGACAAUCACCCCCUGGUGAAUGUACGUCGGCCCAGUAUUUGGCCGGUCCCCAAGGGCGCUGGAGUCAGACAGAUCGGGCCCAAGGGUGAGGAGCCCUUUCUUGCCUUUCUGGAGAAUGGGCGGUCUCUCGGCAGGGUUCUAGCUCCCCUCUGCUGAAAAGCGACCACUUCGGGUUCAGUCUGACGCCCCUGAGAUCCUCUGCCGUUCCACGCUGAAGUUCGUGAACACUCACGUGAAACCCUGAAAGCCUCGGUGUCUGCCUCGAAGGCGAAAAGGUGCCUUCUAGGCUGUUUGAGGUUUGAGAUGGAAGAUGCUCUUCCACUAGCAUUGCCCAUGCCAUCUCCUCCCUUGGCACUACCCACAACCUCCUCUCCCCCGGCGCUGCUCUCCAACUUGCCCUGGCCACCCUCUCUCCUCAAGCACUGCCCACCAACUCCCUCUUGUUGGGCACUGCCCAUCAACCCCCGGCCUUUCCCCACCUGCUCAGGGUUCUAGACUGCGGUCUCUCACCAUCCUCCCACCUGCACUAAGCCCAUGGAAAGCCCGUCCCUGGCACCCAGGGCAAGGAACAUUAUCUUCAGCCAGGGAGCACCAGCUGGUGGCCUACGCUUCCCUGCCUUGGCCCCUGGUGUCCCGGCCGCCCCCCGCCACCUGGAACUGGCACUGGGUUUGGGCUAGAACACUCCUGCGGACUGAAUAGGCUCCUGAGGGAGAAUGGAGCAGAACAGGGCCAACAUGUCGAUGAAGAGGGCUGCGCUGGCAUCAGGCCAGUGACCUCUGUUGAGGAAAUACCAUCUGCCUAUCACUGGGGCAAAGGAUUAAGGCGAGAUCUUCCCAGAGGCUCUCGGUGGCACCUUGGCACGUAGUCACGUUCCUGCCAGGUGAAGGAGCUUUUAAAACAAGCAAAAAAGCUAAAUGUUCAGGAAAUGCACUUUUAAUUUGCUUUUACGGUACGGCCUAUGACAGCGGGGCACAGAUGGCCUUCAGGGCACUAGGACAGUACGUUAAAAAUGCAGGAGUCGUGACCGGUCGCGACCGGAGUCUCGCUGGUAAAAUCCCUCCCACUUUGAUUAACCAAGAAAUGCAUACGUUGCUUAGGAAAUAUUGGUUUUUACAAUGUCGAAUUUAUUUGAGAUGUAAGUUAUCAACCCUUUUCUAGUUUUAAUUCGUUUAA